CAGGUUGCAGCUUACCAGCCGAUCGUCGUUUCCCGGGGAGUCAAACAGUGGUGCUGUACAGUGCGAGUAAUCAACGGCGGACCCUAGGACGAUAAUUCCCGCUCGCAAGCAAAAGCAGACUCUUUCGUAGAUACCACAAACCCAGCGUCAGUUCUAAACGGAGAUAUUUCAGUGUGUUCGUCAGCUUUGAAGACUCUCUCUCUCUCUCUCUCUCUCUCUCUCUGACAAACCAGGAAUUUGCGUCUAGAAAACCAAUAAAGGGAAGGAGAUAAACACAAACAUGGCUUCAAGCAGCGAUAAAGAGGCUUGCGUGGCGGAGUUCCGGGUGCGAUUUCAGAACAUGACGGCAGACGAAUUUGCCGAGGCCUGGAAUAAGUAUGACAAGGAUGGAAACGGCUACAUCGAGGGUAAAGAAUUGGAAUAUUUUUUCAAGGAUUUCAUCGAAGAUAUACAAACAGAUGAGGGCCUCCAAGCAGCCAUCAACACAUACAUGAAACUCUACGAUGAGAACAACGAUAACAGGAUCGAGAUGAUGGAGUUGGCUGAGAUCCUGAAGCCAGAGCAAAACUUCUUGCUGCUUUUCCGCUCAAAGGAAGCCCCAAGAACCAGCAAAGAGUUCUACGACAUUUGGUUAAGAUAUGACGUAGAUAGAGAUGGCUUCAUCGACAAGAGUGAGCUUAAGAACUUUUUGAAGGACCUCAGUACCGUAGAACUUGCCGACGAUAAGUUGCAGACCUACACAGACGCAAUGCUCAAAUUGUUUGAUGUCGACAAAGACAACAAAUUAAGCUUCAAAGAAAUGCUAAAACUGGUGCCUGUGAAAGAGAACAUUUUCUUGCAGUUUGAGUCUCUGUUACAAGGUAAUUUACCCGAUCCAAGUAAGCACCUUCUACCCACAGGAUCACUGGGAGACAAAGGAAAGAAGGUGAAGGUGUCCAAUGAGGAGUUUCAGAGAGUUUUUAGUUACUACGACAAAGAUCACAACAACGUUAUCAGUGGUGACGAACUCACUGCUUUCCUCAAGGACUUGGUGAUUAUUCAUGCAGAACCGGGGCCAUGCCAGGAGGAGACGUUAAAAAAAUGCUCCAAGGAUAUUCUGGCAAUGGUGGACAAAAACAACGACGAAAAGAUCUCACAGAAUGAACUCAAGAUGUUUCUAGGGGUCACGACCGAGGACGCAUAGUCACCCGACCUUUGAACUUUUGAUCUUUUCACAUUUUUGUCCGUCACUUUUUGCCGAUUCCUUAGACGCAAGGGAUUGUGGGUAGAUAACGUAGUGAAUAGACGCACUUUAAAGAAAAACUUUACAGUAUUUAUGAAUGACACUAACUUAUAAAUCUCUAGCUAUAUACAUGUAGCACCUUGCCUUCAAAAUUACAUAGUAUCGACUAUAUAACGUUUCAGCCAGCCGGUUAUUCGGUUCUCAUGUUUUUUCGUAUUAAUAUUGUAGCAUUGAUAUACAUAAGAUAUAAGAAAUAUUAAUAUAAACUUUGGAAAGAGUAACUUUUAUCUAUCUUAGGUAUUGUAGGCCUUGAGUUGCAUAAAUAUACUAGAUUUCAGCAUUUAAUAUUGUAGCGUAUAAUUAGCGAUCAUCAUAGAAGCUGAUUGGUUGAGUGGGCGGCUUUGUUCUUUCAAAUAAAGUGACGUCAUCUCCUACUUGUGCACAAGUCGAUUAUUUGGUCUGCUUGACGCAGUUGCUAGUUUUGAUGGACAUUCAAAGUCUCACGUUGAUUGUACCAUACCAGAGCCAAAUCUCGCACAGCUUGCGAGAACCUGAAGCAUUAUUGUUAAUAUUACUUUUUUUUUUAUAUAUAUCAUUAGAAAGCUGGAAAAACCUUCUUUUGUUUUUACAUUCUCAAAAUUCCCUUUUUAUGCACAGUUAUACCUUUUUUGCACCGUUUUGAUGUUGUCGCGCAUAAUAAAGUGUACUUUUAAAAAUUAAAAUAUUUUACCCAUCGCUUUCUAAGUGUUUAAUUAAUUUUUUUCUAAACAAAAUUUAUAACGAUAUACUGAACUUAUUUUAUUUCCCACAUGUACAACUAGUGACGCGAAAGUGUAACAAUUCAAAUCACUUUCCAGAUCAAUUGAAUUAAUUGCACAUUCCGAUGGUUUCGUACCAAGAUUGAGUGUAUACCAAUUUCAACCAACUUAAACCAGUAGUGCACACACACGCCCGUUUUGCACAAUUGUAUACAUUUCGUGACAACGAUCUAUUGUUUUUGAGACUCUUGUAUAACACACUUUUGGUGUCAUGUGACCCAUUAUAGUGAUAUCAUAACUAAAUGAAAUCAAUGUUGACUGCGAAUAAAGAACACUCAAAGUGCAGCCAGGUUACUGGAAUUUAUUUGUCCCUUCAUUCCUCACGAAUCAUCAUUCCAUAAUAUUUUGUAUGCAUUUGAUACUUUGUUUCCUUGAAGGGUAUUCAAUGUAGGCCUAUAUCAGUUUCUAUAUGUAAUGUGUUACAAGGCGCAUGCCAUGCUGAAGUUAUCACUCAAAACUACCACUGUGUGUGUUUAUUAGCUUGUUACGCAUAUUCAAGACACUAAGGUUCACGAUUGGUCGCCGUUUGCUCAAAGUAAAUUCAGAAGCACAACGGUUAAUCAUUAAGGUGCACAAAUUUUCAAAAUAUCUAACGAACAAAGCCGAAGAAAAUUGAAAUUGCUUUGGAGUUCAGGAUUACGAAAAAAAUCUUGGAAAUUUCAAAAUGUUGACAAAGCGAUUGGAGGGAAGACUAAUAAUUGCUGAUGAAGCAACUGGAGGGAAGGCUAUUAGAUGCAUUAUCGUUGAUAAAUUUACAGUAAGCGUACAACAAUUCAACCUCGCCAUCAUUUCCGCCGUGGUGACACUGAGCUGUAGAUUUUGCACACAAGACUCAUUUCACAUGGAAGAUGCGGGCGCCUGAAUGAAUUAACGAGCCUUGAGCCCGAGGCUACAACGUCUGCCAGCAGUGACGUUUCCAUAGAGUCGGGGGUCUAGCCUUCUCUCGGGUUUUCCCGAGUGUCGGUAAUGGUGUCUUGGGACCUCUCACAGCCUAUAGACCUAUGUUGUAAAAUGUAGAAUUUCUAAACCUUUUAUAAUCAUCUAACACACACACAUUAGUGACAUGGAUUCGGAAUUAACAUCACAGUUCGUGUAUAAUUUAAAAUAAUAAAACAUGAGUGAUUGUAUAUUUAAAUUUAACGUAACUUUUGCAAAUGUAUUAACAUUUUAAGCUUCACUGUAUUUCGGAGUAAACUUAUGGAAUAUUGACAACGGUGAAGCUAUUGUGGAAUCCUUUAUACGCAGAAUAACCAAGUAUAGUACCAUUUUGAUUUCACAUUCACUAUACCCUAUGAAGACCAAGAACAAAACAGAAGUGGAAACUCAAAGGUCAAAUAUGAAUUCUCAGACUGGUGUACUCCAUAAGGAAUUGUGUGUACAGAGUCUAUUGGAUGUUCUUAACUACAGGAAAGAAAAUUUAUAUAUACAUGUAUAUCUACAGGGAUGCACAAAAUUGAAUGUGUGUAAUUAAGAUAAUGACUGGACACUGAAAACGAGGCUUAUGAACCUCGUUUGCGAGGCACAUCUUUCUGUCCCACCCAGAUCUCGUUAGUUACGCAAACACGUGAAUAAUCCAGGGAGUGGCAAAUAACUGAUGAAACUAUACACGGCCUGAGGCCAGCGGAUAGGGGCACCUUGGGUCAGUAUUAAGGACAAAGUUCAGGCUCACCAAAACCACGAUUGCUAUUACAUGAUUUGUUUUUCCUGUUGUGAUUAAUGAUAAGUGUGUAUCAGUGCAUCCAAGUCAUCUCCGAGAAUCCCAGUUAAAAAAGGUUCAUGACACAAAGCAGCCAGGAGAAAUCCCAGUUUAGAAAGUUAACGACAUGAAAUGUGUUUCUGGUAAUCCGUGUUUAAAGGUAUUGACAAUAGCUAAAAGGUAAACUUGUAUACAAUAUCAUCAAAAUGGAAACAAUGUGGAAUACCUUGACAAAUCUAAGUAAAUACUAUUUAUCUUUUUUGAUCAUUGUAAAUGUGAAGGACGAACAAACUCUAGGCGAGUUGCCUUUCUCGCUGUUGUGAGCGGAAUAAAAUGAUGUCUUUAAAUCUUCA
Asterias rubens (European starfish) is the source of this 4089-nucleotide messenger RNA. Its product is annotated as calbindin-32-like. Gene Ontology annotation, biological process: regulation of long-term synaptic potentiation; regulation of presynaptic cytosolic calcium ion concentration. Gene Ontology annotation, molecular function: calcium ion binding. The transcript is spliced from 13 exons. Gene Ontology annotation, cellular component: nucleus; synapse; cytosol. NCBI's taxonomy places the organism in Eukaryota, Metazoa, Echinodermata, Asteroidea, Forcipulatida, Asteriidae. The coding region runs from base 281 to 1183 and encodes 300 amino acids. The record is from RefSeq and is a predicted model, not a curated record.